Anneissia japonica is the source of this 1086-nucleotide messenger RNA. RefSeq names its product kin of IRRE-like protein 1. The record is from RefSeq and is a predicted model, not a curated record. Bases 1 to 1086 code for a protein of 361 amino acids. NCBI's taxonomy places the organism in Eukaryota, Metazoa, Echinodermata, Crinoidea, Comatulida, Comatulidae. The transcript has 2 exons.
AUGGAAGCUCUAAAAUUUAAGUACCAUCCACGGAAUGAAACGGUGAUCGAGGGUGUCGGAGUAGAAAUGACAUGUGUUCUUGAAGAGCAGGUUCCUGACAGUUCUUUAUCUUGGAUUCGGAAUGGACAAAAAAUAACAGAAGGCAAGAUCAUUUUGAAGGCUAGUGGUCAACUUUUACAUAGAGAUGUUCGAACCGCAAUUUCAAUGUUAUCAGGAGAACAUACAUCUUAUAGACUUGAGAUUCCUGAUGUAAUGUACAGUGAUUCAGGAAAAUACGUAUGCGCUGUAUAUCAAAAUGGAAUUGACGUAAAAUCGGAAGUCGCACAUCUCAAAGUUAAUCAACUGCCAGACCCUAUGUACCCGAUAUGUGAUCCAACAGUCAAUCAAAUUCGUGAAGGAAGUCGUGUGAAAUUGAAAUGUACAGGUGAUGCUAUAGACCCACCCACAGAGUUACGAUUAUUGAAAUAUGUAACAGAUAUCCACACCGACACCGAAGUAUUGCUUUAUCGGCAGACAACGCCUAUUACAUAUUCAUUUAUAGCUAAUACUGAUGAUAAUAACGCUAUAUUCACUUGUCAACUAACAACACCAGCUGAUCCUAGCAUUGCCAGGAAUUGUAGCUUUGGGCCAUUAAAUGUGUGGUAUAAACCUAGCAUCACCAUUCAACAUGCAGGUACUACGCUCUCAAGAAGAGAAGCCAUAUUUAUUUGUCAAACCAAUGCAAACCCACCAGUUACAGACUUUAUAUGGCAAUUUGACCCGCCUUUAAGUAUUGAUCGUUAUGAAAUUGACGAUAUUGGACAAGUUAUGCGCAUUCUACGUGUGAAUAUUGGCGACAAUGGAUUAAUUGUAAAAUGUACGGCAAGGAAUAAUGUGGAAGAUAAUGUUGUAGGUCAACCAGAUGUUUACUUUGAACCCCAAGAUCGUCUAACGUUACCAUUGCCAAAUAAAAGACACUCAGUGUUAUGGAGACGAUCAUUUGGCGCUCAAGUUCCAACAGAUAGAGACGUGGAUGCCAUGUAUCUGGAGAUCCAGAGUGAUCACUACAUUUUUACGCCAGACAGCAGAUGCAAUACUCUUCCCUAA